Messenger RNA from Anoplopoma fimbria (sablefish), 2593 nucleotides. RefSeq names its product dystrobrevin, alpha (gene dtna). Bases 61 to 2223 code for a protein of 720 amino acids. The transcript has 24 exons. Gene Ontology annotation, molecular function: zinc ion binding. NCBI's taxonomy places the organism in Eukaryota, Metazoa, Chordata, Actinopteri, Perciformes, Anoplopomatidae. Gene Ontology annotation, biological process: synaptic signaling. The record is from RefSeq and is a predicted model, not a curated record. Gene Ontology annotation, cellular component: plasma membrane; synapse.
GAUACCUGGAUUGGGAAAAACAGUGAUGUUGAGCUGGCAUGCAUUGGAAAUAAAUUGUGAAUGAUUGAAGACUUGGGGCCGAGCGGUGACAACAUGGCAGAUAGAAGGCAACUGUUUGUCGAGAUGAGGGCUCAAGAUCUGGACUCCAUACGAUUAUCGACAUACAGAACAGCCUGCAAACUCAGAUUUGUGCAGAAGAAAUGCAAUUUGCAUUUGGUUGACAUUUGGAACGUCAUUGAGGCUUUCCGAGAGAACGGCAUCAACACCAUGGACCUCAACGAGGAGCUCUCUGUUUCUCGUCUUGAAGUGGUACUGUCCACUAUUUUUUACCAGCUGAACAAGCGCAUGCCCACCACACACCAGAUAAACGUGGAACAGUCCAUCAGCCUGCUGCUCAACUUCCUGCUGGCAUCCUAUGACCCGGAGGGCCAGGGCAAGAUAUCUGUCUUUGUUGUGAAGAUGGCCCUGGCAACCAUCUGCGGAGGGAAAAUCCUGGAUAAAUUAAGAUAUAUCUUUUCCCAGAUAUCAGAUUCUGCUGGAAUAAUGGUCCACUCGCAGUUUGAUCAAUUUCUGAGGGAGGUGCUCAAAUUGCCCAUGGCGGUUUUUGAGGGACCUUCGUUUGGUUACACCGAACAAGCUGCAAGAACGUGCUUUACACAGCAGAAAAAGGUCACCCUCAAUACAUUCCUCGAUACGUUGAUGUCAGACCCGCCUCCUCAGUGUCUGGUGUGGAUACCGCUCAUGCAUCGCCUCGCCAACGUGGAGAACGUCUUUCACCCGGUCGAGUGCUCCUACUGCCACACUGAGAGUAUGAUGGGCUUCCGCUACCGCUGCCAGCAAUGUCAUAAUUACCAGCUCUGUCAGGACUGCUUCUGGAGGGGGCAUGCCAGCGGUUCCCAUAGCAACCAGCACCAAAUGAAGGAGUACACGUCAUGGAAAUCUCCCGCUAAGAAGCUAUCCCAUGCCCUCAGUAAGUCGCUGAGCUGUGCAUCCAGCAGAGAGCCGCUUCACCCCAUGUUUCCCGAAAUGCCAGAAAAACCUCUAAACCUCGCUCAUAUUGUAGAUACGUGGCCACCAAGACCAGUGAACAUCACCAAUGACUACUCGUUCUCCCACUCCAUGCCGACAUCAGGGAACCCUUACUCCACCAAAAACUUGCCUUACAGCAAGAAUUAUGAUGUUGAGCAAAGAAUGCCUUUGACUCAGGCUGCUCCACAUCUGUUUAAAGGGAGAGGGUUGAACUACAACCUUGAUGUUGCCGAUAGACUUGCAGACGAACAUGCUCUCAUUGGCCUCUAUGUGAACCUCCUCCAAAACAACCCCAGAACAUGUUUGCUGGAGAGUAACCAUCAAGAUGAAGAGCACAGCCUCAUCGCCCGCUAUGCUGCUAGACUGGCUGCUGAUGCCACGGCUCAACAGCAGCGGAUCCCCACAGACCUGCCCUGCUCUCUGGAUGCCAACAAACAGCAGAGGCAGCUCAUCGCCGAGCUCGAGAGCAAAAACAGAGAAAUCCUGCAGGAGAUCCAGCGGCUGCGUGUCCAGCAUGAGGAGGCCUCCCAGCCGCCACCGGACAGGGGUCAGCAGAACCCGACUCUUCUGGCUGAACUUCGACUUCUCAGGCAACGCAAAGAUGAGCUUGAACAAAGAAUGUCUAGUCUGCAGGAGAGUCGCAGGGAACUCAUGGUGCAGCUGGAGCAACUAAUGAUGCUUCUCAAGCUGGAGGAGGAACGGAAACGAGCUACUCAGGGCCCCGGCUCUCCGCGCUCUUCCCCCAGCCACACCAUCAGCCGGCAGAUCCCCACACCAAUCCACUCGGACUCUGCCGGCACGACCCCAACUCACACACCUCAGGACUCGCUCAUGGGCGUGGGGGGGGAUGUUCAGGAGGCCUUCGCUCAGGGUCCAAGGAGAAAUUUGAGAAAUGAUCUACUCAUUGCUGCUGACUCCAUCACCAACACAAUGUCAUCGCUGGUUAAGGAACUCAAUUCAGAGGGUGGAAGUGAGACCGAGAGCACUGCGGAUUCAGACUUUGGACGUUCUGACUUGUUGGCGACAACCUCUUCAGAUCCCUUCCUCAUAUAUAAAUCAAGGAGUGCCAGCGCUGCAGACGAGCGCUUCGAGAACGAUCUGGAGCAGCAGCUGGAGGACGAGCUCACGCUGGACGAGCUAAUGAAGCACAGGCAGGAACCAGACAAAGCGUGCAUGGUGACGCUGCAGCAGUGACCGUGUUAGUCCAGGUGACUGGUGAGCAAUAUGAAAGGCAACAAUAGUAGAAGACACUGGACGAGGCGACACUGGGCCGACGGUACGGAGCACUGAAGACGUGAAGAAUUUAAGUUGAAUAAAAGGCUGAAUCCAACCAUAGAAUACAUUUAUGUAAAGAUAUAUUUUUAAACCAACCACAUAUUUAAGGUAAUACUGUGAGCUGAUGUAAAGAGAUUAAUUAGUGAGCUGUCUAUUACACCACAGGUGCCAUAAAAAAACAUGACUUUGGGGAAUUAUUUCUUAAUUUUUUUGGCCUUUUUAUGAGUUGUCUACUACAUGGUUAGUUCAAAUCUGAUUCUUUCAAAUGUUCGUGUUCCUGCAAACAGUG